AUGGAUUUCUCGGCCUCCUACGGCUCUCUCAAGGAGGCAGAAGCCGGCCUGAAGGCGCAGGCCCACGCCUUGGGCUUUGAUCUAGCCGUCAAAGAGCGAUUCCCUCGCGGCGCUGCGGCCGAGGAGGUGACCCGGGUCAACUACCGGUGCGCCAAAGGCCGGUCGCACGCACCAAAGAACGACGAAGUUAUUCACACCACCAAGGGACGCAAAACGAGCUCCCAGAUGACGGCUUGCGGUUACAAGAUCAACCUCAAGCUUACAGACUGGCGAGCAGGUACGCGGCCAUCGCAGAUCAUGGCCAAUUUGCGCGAGGCCGGAGACGCCGUGGAGUUCAGCUACCAGGACCUCGCCAACCUGUUGCAUGCAUGCCGCCGGGAAGAGCUCAAUGGUCGUACGCCGAUCCAGUGGCUCUACGAGGCCUUACGCAAGUCGUUCUCGAUCGCGGCUGUAUUCAUCAAUGCAGAGAAGGAGGAACAGUAUACGUGGGCGUUGCAGGCGCUGCGAGAGUUCUUGACCGAAGAGGACCUCCCUCUCCCAAAGCUGAUCGUCACCGACCGAGAGUUGGCCUUAAUCAACGCGCUUAAACGCCAUGAAGCCUUCACGUUGGUCCCUCGACUCCUCUGCAGGUGGCACGUUAAUAUGAACGUGCUAGCUAAAGAGCUCCUCGUCGAUGCGUGGGUCAACAAAAUAUUGCACUUCGGCAACCGCACUACCUCGAUCGUUGAGUCACUGCACGCGGGCAUGAAGAGGUUUAUCAGCAGCGCCGGCGGCGAUCUAGCCACAGUCUUCCGGAAGCUGAAGGCAUAUUGGCGCAAUCAGGCAGCGGAUAUUGCCCUCGCACGCAACCAGGCGAUGAACAAGGUGCCGUUCGGGCUCAGCGACCUACUCUACGGCGACGUCAAAAGUGCAGUAGUGCCUCAUGCCCUACGCGCAUGCGAAAAAGAGGUCGCCGCUAUCGAGAAGCAGCCUCGUGCAGGCCGUUGGGAUCUAGGACCGCCGGAGCCUUGCACUUGCAGUAUCACGACCUCUCACGGCCUGCCCUGCCGCCACGCCCUUUUCCUCUGCCUCCGAAACUCCGAGCCGCUCAGCAUCGCCCAAUUUGAUCCGUAUUGGCGCUGGGACCGCACCGCGAUACCUUCACUCUCGGCAUCACCUUCACGCGCCCAGAGACCGCUUGAUCCCGCUGUCGUGCGAGGUAAAGGUCGCCCGCGCGGGUUGGUGGCCACAGACAAGUCCACCAAGCGACUGCCUAGCGCCCACGAGAUCACGGAGGCCGAGGAGCGACGAGAGGCACUGCCGCCGCCUUCCACGGCACCAGCGCGCCUGAACAAGCCGGCUGUACCGGCGGAUGAUCCCUACGAGGCCGGCACCGCGAUGCCAAGGCGGUCCGGGCAGUGGAUGGCUCGGCUCGAGUCUGUUGAUGAUCAGGAGGCCGAGUUUGAUCUGAUUCCUACUAAUUUCGAGGGUAAAUUCGAUGAAAAGGUGGCCGAGGCCGAGGCGACGGCUCGGCAGGCUACACAGGAUGCCCAGGAAUCGACGGCGUUCUGA
Messenger RNA from Chaetomium globosum CBS 148.51, 1551 nucleotides. RefSeq lists its product as uncharacterized. The coding region runs from base 1 to 1551 and encodes 516 amino acids. The transcript is spliced from 4 exons. Gene Ontology annotation, molecular function: zinc ion binding. The record is from RefSeq and is a predicted model, not a curated record. Lineage: Eukaryota; Fungi; Ascomycota; Sordariomycetes; Sordariales; Chaetomiaceae.